CUUUCAUUCACACUUCAAAAAGCACAAAAAAUGAGAAAAUAUCCCAUUCUUCUAGAAUUUUUUUAACCCCGCUACCCCACCCCACCCCCACCCCACCAAAAAGAAAAUGAAAUCAAGAAAGGAGAAAGUACAAGAGCCACCCACUAAAACCCCAUACGUAGUUCACCCCAUCUCCACCACCUUAUCACCUAUUCCCCCAGUUUCAAACUACUUCUCCCUCCCCUUUUCUCCUCUUUCCCAUUCCCAAAUGUACAACAACUCAUGACAACUCUACUACCUCCCACCCCCACCCCCCUUUCACCCCCCUCCCCCUUCUCCCAAAAUCUCCUCUUCAACUUCUCCUCCCCUUCCACCAUCACAUGUAAAGCUACAAAUAGCCCAUUUCAACCCAUCCCCACUUCCUUAAUAACCUCCAAGAAUCAAUCUUUAACCUCUCCAAACAACACCCUUUUGACCCUUUUACAACAAAGAAAAACUGAUGAAGCUUGGUUGUACUACACCAAGAAUCUUGAAAAUCAAGAACUGCCCAACCCCACUUGCCUUAGCCGUUUAGUUUCACAGUUAUCUUACCAAAACUCAACUGUCAGCCUCAGACGUGCUCAGGCAAUCAUCCAACGUCUACGCAAUGAGCGCCAGCUUCAUCGUCUUGACGCGAACUCUCUGGGGCUUCUUGCUAGUGCUGCAGCUAAAGGUGGACAUGUUCUUUAUGCUUGUUCAAUUAUUAAGUCAAUGUUGAAGUCUGGUUAUUUACCUCAUGUUAAAGCAUGGAGUUCUGUUGUUAGUAGACUUGCUAACUCUGGUGAUGAUGGUCCUAUUGAGGCAUUGAGGUUAUUUGGUAGUGUUAUUAGAAGGGUACGUAGGUUGAGUGAUCUUGAUAUGGUUAAACAUACGCGGCCUGAUACAGCCGCGUAUAAUGCUGUGUUGAAUGCUUGUGCUAAUCUUGGUGAUAAAAAUAGGUUCUUGGAGUUGUUUGAUGAGAUGAGGGAGUUUGAUUGUGAGCCGGAUGUUUUGACGUAUAAUGUGAUGAUUAAGCUUUGUGCUAGAGGUGAUAGGAAGGAUUUGCUUGCUUUCGUAUUGGAAAGGAUAAUUGAGAAGGGAAUUCCUUUGUGUAUGUCGACGUUUCAGUCUCUUGUUGCUGCUUAUGUUGGUUUUGGUGAUUUGGUUACUGCUGAAAAGGUGGUUCAGGCAAUGAGGGAAGGGAGGAGGGAUUUGUGUAAGAUUUUAAGAGAGGGUAAUGUGGACGAGGUGUGUUUGGAUGAUAAUGAUGUGUUUGAUAAGUUGCUUCCGAAUUCUGUUAAUUGGAGAGAUAAUGAGCCACCAGAGUUGUCUCGAGUGUUUGAACCGAAUUCUAGGAUGUAUACGACUUUAAUGAAAGGUUAUAUGAAUGCAGGACGUGUUACGGAUAUGGUGAGGAUGUUAGAGGCGAUGAGGCAUCUAGGAGAUAGUGAGAGCCACCCGGACCAUGUUACUUACACAACGGUUAUUUCUGCGUUUGUGAAGCAAGGUUUAAUGGAUAGGGCACGGGAAGUGCUGGCCGAGAUGGUCAGGAUUGGUGUCCCUGCUAAUAGAAUCACUUACAAUAUUUUAAUCAAAGGAUAUUGCCAGCAGCUGCAUAUUGACAGGGCGGAAGAGCUGAUUAAGGAGAUGAUUGAUACUGGAAUAGAGCCUGAUGUGGUUUCUUAUAACACAAUCAUUGAUGGAUGUAUAUUGGUAGAUGACAGUGCAGGAGCUCUUUCUUACUUCAAUGAGAUGCGAGCGAGAGGUAUUGCUCCGACCAAAGUAAGUUACACCACUUUGAUGAAAGCUUUUGCCUCGUCUGGUCAGGCUAAGCUAGCUAACAAGGUGUUUGAUGAGAUGCUUAAAGACCCUCGAGUGAAGGUUGAUUUGGUCGCUUGGAACAUGUUGGUAGAUGCAUACUCAAAGCUAGGAAAGGUCGAGGAAGCAAAGAAUGUGAUUGAGAGGAUCAAAGAAAACGGAUUCUACCCAAAUGUGGCUACUUAUGGCAGUCUUGCAAAUGGAAUUGCUUUGGCUAGGAGGCCGGGAGAAGCGCUUUUGCUUUGGAAUGAAGUAAGGCAGAGGUGUGGAAUGGGAAACGGAGAGGAGUCUAAUCCUUCUUCUGGUAUCCCGCCAUUGGAACCGGAUGAAGGACUGCUAGAUACUUUAGCAGAUAUAUGUGUCCGGGCAGCUUUCUUCAGGAAAGCUUUGGAGAUUGUUGCUUGUAUGGAGCAACAUGGGAUAGCACCAAAUAAGAUCAAGUUCACUAGGAUCUACGUUGAGAUGCAUUCAAGGAUGUUUACUAGUAAGCACGCGUCCAGAGCUAGACAGGACAGGAGAAAGGAGCGAAAACGAGCAGCUGAGGCAUUCAAGUUCUGGUUGGGAUUGCCCAACUCCUAUUACGGAAGUGAGUGGCGUCUUGAUUCGGUAAUUGAAGAUGAAUACAGAUCUGAGUAAUAUGGAUCAGGUUAUAGAACAUACAUAUUAUACUUGAAUAUAGAUUUGAAAGUUUGUUGUUUUAUACAUUUCGAAUAAUCAGAUACAGCUUUCUACAUAGUUGGAUGGCAGGACUUUUAAUGUAAUGAAGUCCUGAUUUAACCAUACUGUGUAUUCUAUAUAUUGUUCAAAAGUUGUACUUUUAUGUGCUAUAAACUUGAUGAGUUGUAUACAAUCACAAAAGUUCCAGUAA
Messenger RNA from Capsicum annuum, 2683 nucleotides. Its product is annotated as pentatricopeptide repeat-containing protein At3g09650, chloroplastic. The transcript has a single exon. Lineage: Eukaryota; Viridiplantae; Streptophyta; Magnoliopsida; Solanales; Solanaceae. Gene Ontology annotation, molecular function: protein binding. The coding region runs from base 262 to 2451 and encodes 729 amino acids. The record is from RefSeq and is a predicted model, not a curated record.